GACUGAGCUUUGGCUGAGCCUGUGCCAGAGAGAGGAAGAAAUAAAUCCCAAGCGGAAAAAACGCAGUGGAGAAGCAGCCAGUGGAAGAAAACCAUCUGGAGGAACCCCAAAACAGCACCAGCGACAGCAAGGAAAACACCAAGAAGUCAGGAAGAGAGAACUCUGAGGGUGCAAUGGCUUUCUUCCUCAAACCACGGCCAUGCACGUGGGACCUUGCCCUGGACUACCACACCGCCAAACAGUUUGAAGUGGAUGUAACCCUGGAUCCAGCCACAGUGGGUCCAGAGGUGAUCCUCUCUGAGAACCUCAAAGAAGCCACCUGGGGUAGACCUCGAUGCCAGUGGCCUGCGGGUCCAGGCCGGUUCGACACAGACCCGUGCAUGCUGGGCAGCAAGGGCUUCACCUCGGGCCGUCACUACUGGGAGGUGGAGGCCAAUGGGCGCUUCUGGGCUGUGGGGGUGGCCCGUGAGUCAGUUCAGAGGAAAGGCCGGGUCCUCUUCAAGCCCAACACUGAAAUUUGGGGCUUGCAGAAGUAUGAUGACCUCUGCGUUGCCCUCACAGCUCCAUCCAACACCUCUGUCCCAAUCCUCAAUGGGGAGAUUGGGGUCUACCUGGACUACGAGGUGGGACAGGUCUCUUUCUAUGCUGUCAGCAGCCGCCAACGCAUCUUCACUUUUCCUGUGGCCUCCUUCAGUGGGGAGAGGGUCUUCCCCUACUUUUGUGUGCUCCUCUCAACCAUUAAACUGUCCCCCAAGGGCUGAUGCCCUGAAAGGAUCCUCCCAAAGGCUGGUUGCAUCACAGUGGUUGGAAAUGCUGGUUGAUGCUCCUCAACUCUUAUUUUCCAAGUCUCGGAGUAAUUUCUAACUCAGUUCAUGGUCCUUCCUUCAUUUUAGAUGUCUCUGUUUUGGGUUAUGCCCAGGGGGUUUUGGGUCUAAGCUCAGCAUGGCUCUUCUCAAGUUGUUAAAUUCAUGCAAAGCUUGUUAACAGGAGCUCGACUUCCCUGAGCUUGUUUUGAGCUAAAAACUUUUUUUUUUCCCCUCCCAAAUACAGCUUCCUCUGGACAUUCCUUUUGCUGACCUCAGAGUCUAUGACUGGCUGGCCAUCCAGCACAAAUUAAAAAUCUUGAUUUUUGCAAACUUUGUAUUAAUACCAGCAGCUAUUCCUCAUAUUAAAACUGAAUUUCGUUAUCACAA
Molecule: messenger RNA, 1193 nt
Organism: Pyrgilauda ruficollis (rufous-necked snowfinch)
Lineage: Eukaryota; Metazoa; Chordata; Aves; Passeriformes; Passeridae
Product: butyrophilin subfamily 1 member A1-like
Exons: 3
Coding region: 174-761 (195 amino acids)
Molecular function (GO): protein binding
Source: RefSeq, a predicted model, not a curated record